Nicotiana tabacum (common tobacco) is the source of this 1220-nucleotide messenger RNA. RefSeq names its product peroxidase 72-like. Lineage: Eukaryota; Viridiplantae; Streptophyta; Magnoliopsida; Solanales; Solanaceae. The record is from RefSeq and is a predicted model, not a curated record. Gene Ontology annotation, biological process: hydrogen peroxide catabolic process; response to oxidative stress. Gene Ontology annotation, molecular function: heme binding; peroxidase activity.
UUCUUACAUAUAUUAAACUUUCUUCUAUAUAACAAGUCUUUAGAACUUGACUCACUUUACAGAAUACUAUAGCUAAAAUUUUGGCAAGAAAUGGCUAAAGCAGUGAGCUUUUUCAUGGUCAUAUCUCUUAUUGCUUUUGCACCAAUAUGUUUCUGUAGCAAGAGCAAUUAUUAUGGUUACUUAUAUCCACAAUUUUACGACUGGUCAUGCCCACAAGCUAAAGAAAUAGUCAAGUCUGUUGUUGCUAAAGCCGUAGCCAGAGAAGCCCGAAUGGCUGCCUCUUUGCUCAGGCUCCAUUUCCACGAUUGUUUUGUUAAGGGGUGUGAUGCAUCACUAUUACUGGACAGCAGUGGAACCCUAGUAAGUGAAAAAAUAUCAAACACCAACAGGAAUUCAGCUCGUGGAUUUGAAGUAAUUGAUGAGAUUAAAUCUGCACUUGAAAAAGAGUGCCCUCAAACCGUCUCUUGUGCUGAUAUCUUGGCACUUGCUGCAAGGGAUUCUACAGUUUUAGUUGGCGGACCAAAUUGGGAGGUUCCAUUGGGAAGAAGAGACUCAAGAGAUGCUAGUUUAAGUGGCUCCAACAAUAACAUUCCUGCUCCAAACAACACAUUUAAUACCAUUCUUACAAAAUUCAAGCUAAAGGGACUUGAUCUUGUUGACCUUGUUGCUUUAUCCGGGAGCCACACAAUUGGAAAUGCAAGAUGUACCAGCUUUAGGCAAAGGCUAUACAAUCAAUCAGGCAACAAUUUACCAGACUAUACAUUGGAUCAAUCAUAUGCUGCUCAAUUGCGGACUAGGUGCCCAAAAUCUGGUGGUGACCAAAACUUAUUUGUAAUGGACUUUGUCUCCCCUACAAAAUUUGAUAACAACUAUUUCAAGAAUUUGUUGGCUUCAAGAGGCUUGUUUAAUUCAGAUCAAGUUCUUGUGACCAAAAAUCAGGCAACAUUAGAAUUGGUGAAAUUAUAUGCAGAAAACAAUGAGAUUUUCUUCGAGCAGUUCGCGAAGUCUAUAGUUAAGAUGGGAAAUAUCUCACCUUUAACUGGAUACAGGGGCGAGAUUCGGAAGAAUUGCAGGAUGAUGAACUAUUAAAUAUCACAACAUUCAACAUCAGACUUGCUGUAUUAUUAUGCUUUUCUUUUAACAUUAUUUCCAGAUGUUCCUUUCUGUUUAGCUUGGAUUGUCCUUUUAAUGAAUGGUUUCAUAUUUGUUUGAAACACUCA